This is a messenger RNA of Hibiscus syriacus, 2615 nucleotides long. RefSeq lists its product as uncharacterized. The transcript is spliced from 4 exons. The record is from RefSeq and is a predicted model, not a curated record. The coding region runs from base 1 to 2529 and encodes 842 amino acids. Lineage: Eukaryota; Viridiplantae; Streptophyta; Magnoliopsida; Malvales; Malvaceae.
AUGAAAACGAUUACAAAAACCAAGAAAAGGUUCAACAAGCUUGUAAAUUUGUUGUUUAAGCAGGUCGGAAAACGCAAGUUAAAUCAGCGAGCCAAAGUGCGAACCAACUCCUCUAACAUGCCCAUCCCUCAAAGUCAUCAAAAUCACCCCAGUUGCACGUGGGGUAUUUUUCAUGUACUUAAAUACCAUCACUGGAAUCGCCGGUUUAUUAAGAAGAGGAUUUCAACCAAGAAGCAAGAUGCAGGGUCUGAAAAACCAAUGGAUGAAUCAGUAGGAGCCUCAAAUAGAAGCGCUGAUGAUUCUUCUAAACAUAAGAAAGCUGAAGCAGCAAGCUCUAAGGUGAGGAAGAAGAAAGCUCCGAGUACAGGAUCUAAAAGCGUGACAUCUCGAUUGAAAGCACUGAUAACCGAUGAAGUGUCGAAAAGGAAGGGGCAAGGCACCCAUCACAGAAGUUCGACAUGCCCGAUACCAUCGAAAUCGGAUCCGGAUAAUCAAGUUGAUCAUCUCCCUAACAUGGAACAAUCUCAAGGGAGUUCCCUACGGUCCAACAAGAACAAAGGUAUCUGGAACGGAAGUGGUUCCGAGGAUCAAGAUGCACGAAAAUCCUCCGAGGAACGCAUUGCCAGUUACGAAACCGAUGAAGAAUGCAGUGUCCGGAACGGUUCGAGCAAAGACGAAAUCGACGAAAACACGAAAACUCUGCUCGAGAGUGUCCUUUUCUUAGAGGGAGACCUUGAUGGUAAAAGGAAAGCAUUACAAGAAUCCAAGUAUCUAAUGGAUGCUUUGGAUAUAAUCAAGAUGAACCAAGGGUUUUUGUUGACGGUUUUACAGGACCCUGACUCGCCUUUUGCUCACCAUUUUCAUAAACAUCUGGCUAUGAGUGCUCAAAUGGCUUCCACUGGUUCAACCAGCAGGGAAAACCAGAGCCCUGAUGGACCCGGUAAAGGAAAGGAGGCCGAUGUAUGUUCUAAUGAUGGACGUUCCGGUGCUAGCGAGCCUGCAGAUCAUAAUCUAAACCAAGCAAAGGUUCGAAUGGCUGACAUUUCCUCUUCAGAUUCUUCGUCCCACGAUCCGAAUCGAUCCGAAGCAGCGAGAAGUAGAUUCAAGAGUCUUAGAGAUAAUCUAAGAUCUGUAAUCAAGGAGAGAGAGAAAGAGAGGCAUAGGAUUGCCAUGGAUGCUGUCCUUCACAAAAUACCUCACCAGAAAGGAUUUUCCAAGGACUUGACACCCGACAUUGUCGAUCAUGUCAAGGACCCUGCCAAGACUAAAAAGCUUUACUCUUCGUCUUUGUCCCGCCGGGGAAGUAUGCGGCUCGAGCGAAGAACUUCUUUCAAUGCGUCCAUGGAUAGAUAUGCACAACUGUUUGAACAUAGUUUCAGUAAAGAAGCUAAAGAUGAAAGAAUCACCAAAACUAUACAACAAAGACAAGAAGAACCGAUCCUUUCGCAUAGUAGGAGCACGAAAAAAUACAUGAGAAGAAUCCUUUCAUCUCCUGAGCUAUAUUCUUCUGCUUAUAGCUGUGAUGCAUUUUCAUUUUCAUCAGAGGUACCGACCCCAACCAACGUUGAAUAUAGUCCUUAUGAACGAAAAUACUUAGAAUCAGAGGCUUUGGGGUAUAGUUCAGAACUAGAUCGCUUCGAAAAAACUGAUGAUGAAAAGGAGAACUCGAUGAUCAUAUCAGAAAAUAUUUCAAAAAGAGAACAAGACAGUAAGCCUGAAGUCAUUCCUCUUACAAAGCAGGAAGAACCAAGUUCUGAUGAGCCAACAGAUAGUUCUGCAGAAAUUGAUCUUUUUGAACUAUUAUAUGCAAAUAUUACAUUUCCCUUUAUUAUAUCAAUGGAUGGUUCAUGGCCAGAAACAGAAAUAGAGCCAAAUCAAAGCUUCGAGCAACGGAACGAAGAACUCAACUUUUUACCCGAUCUGCAACAAGAAACAAAGAUUACCCUUAAGGUGGCUGGUGGAGGCAUAAUUGAAUUAGAGCAAUUAGAGGCUUUAAAGAAGGAUUUAGACAUAAUUGACAAACCCAAAUUCGCAUACGUGAAAGAUGUGCUUGAACUAUCGGGAUUUAGUAUGAGUGAAGCACUCGGUGCAUGGCACGCAGAAAACCAGCCACUGGAUCCCAUGAUGUUCGGGGAAAUCAAAGGCUGCGUUAGGUGUGACCCGAAUUGUUCGAUGGAAGGGGAAGAAGUUGGUUACUGUAAUCACCCACUUUUGUUCGAUCUAACCAAUGAGGUACUAGUAGAAGUUUACGAAAGAUCCUAUAGUUACUACCCCAGAGUUUUAUCUCCACUGUGCCACGUCCGUCCAAUUCCGGCCGGACGCCAUGUGCUCGAGCAAGUGUGGGAAAGCAUAACCUGGUAUUUGAGCUACAAAACAGGUUACGAUAAACCAUUGGAUUAUGUUGCCAGUAGAGAUCUAAUGGGAAAUGAUGGGUGGAUGAGCCUACAGGUCGAUCAUGAAAGUUUAGCGCUGGAGGUUGAAGAGCUUAUUUUCAAUGAUCUUUUAGAGGAAUUUUCUUCCUCAAUUUGAUCCCUCAGUAUUAAAAAAAUUUGUAACUUGAUUUGAUUGUGUAAUUACUACUUGCUUUACCCCAAACUUUGAAUGAGAUUAGGGAA